Elephantulus edwardii (Cape elephant shrew) is the source of this 612-nucleotide messenger RNA. RefSeq names its product 60S ribosomal protein L28-like. The record is from RefSeq and is a predicted model, not a curated record. The coding region runs from base 1 to 612 and encodes 203 amino acids. The transcript has 2 exons. Gene Ontology annotation, biological process: translation. Gene Ontology annotation, molecular function: structural constituent of ribosome. Gene Ontology annotation, cellular component: ribosome; cytosolic large ribosomal subunit. NCBI's taxonomy places the organism in Eukaryota, Metazoa, Chordata, Mammalia, Macroscelidea, Macroscelididae.
AUGUCUGCCCAUCUGCAAUGGAUGGUAGUGUGUAACUGCUCCAGCUUCUUGAUUAAGAGGAACAAGCAGACUUACAGCACUGAGCCCAGUAACCUAAAAGCCUGCAACUCCUUCCACUAUAGCCAGCUGAUCCACCGCAAGACCUUGCGCGUGGAGCCGGCCCCCGACAACAAGAGGGUCGUGGUGGUGAUGAAGUGGAGGUCAGGCCAGAGGAAGCCGGCCACCUCCCACAUGUGGACCACCAUCCACAAGAACGGCCGGGCCACACUCAGCAGCAUCCGCCACAUGAUCCACAAGAACAAGUACCGGCCCAACUUGUGCAUGGCUACCAGCCGCAGGGCCAGCGCCACCCUGCGCGGCCAGAAGAAGCCCGUGAUGGUGAAGGGGAAGCGAACCCGCCCCACCAAGCACGCUGACCCGCCUUCGAGAGGCGGCCCCCCAGCUGGUCAGGGCCCCCCCUCCCCGUGGCUCUCCGCCUCCAUCCCCACACCUGGGCUGCCUCUCUGUGCCACAGCUCUGGGUCCAGAUAAGGAAUCAUGUGAGAAUUGGGACUGGACACAGCCAACUUGGGAUGCCGCCGUCCUGGUCUGGGGCUCCCACAGCCGGGCCUAG